This is a messenger RNA of Hippoglossus stenolepis (Pacific halibut), 4505 nucleotides long. Its product is annotated as meiosis inhibitor protein 1. Gene Ontology annotation, biological process: meiosis I. Bases 9 to 4001 code for a protein of 1330 amino acids. The record is from RefSeq and is a predicted model, not a curated record. The transcript has 32 exons. Lineage: Eukaryota; Metazoa; Chordata; Actinopteri; Pleuronectiformes; Pleuronectidae.
GGACAGAAAUGACGAGCAGGGAAAUCGUCCAUGACAAGAUCCACUUCAGACACGACCCCAAAUGGAGCCGCAGCCUGGUGACUGCAGAGAGCGGGGGGGGGCUGCUGGUCUGUGUGGCCUGUGUCCUUGAAAUGAUCGAGAGUGACGACAUGGCAGUAAGAUCAGUGAGGAAGUCCUUUGCCUUGUCUGGUAUCACUGAGGUGCUGAAGUGUUCUCCAGGGGCCAUGAGGGAGCUGCUGCAGCAGGACCACAGAGUCCUGAUGCGUUUCACAGCCUCUCUAAUGGGGAUGCUUCACACCGUGGAGGACGUCAGCACCCUGGAGAAGGUUCAGCAAGGUGAAGACAUUCCUCAUAUCCUUCCAUUCACUCUGCUGGUUCAGCUGCUUUUAGAGCUCCAGAGCGAGGUGUCAUUUCGCUUUGUUUUGGAUGAGAUCGACAAACAGCUAAGUGACCAGCACAGCCCGAAAGGUUUCCAGCCCACAUUCAACCUCUUGGGGACCCUGGUGGAAGCCGGCCGCAACGUGGCCCAUAUUCUGGUGACUCAGUACGGGUCCUUGCUGGGGAGCUUGUGCUCAGCUUUGCUUUAUCCAGAUGAAGGCCUGAAGGCUUCGGUCCUGUAUGUGUGGCUCAAACUGUUCAGGGGAUCAGCAGCUCAGUCGUUGCCCGUUGCCAUCAGAGACAGGUUGUGUGUCCUAUUGUUGCAGACCCUGGCCAAUGCAGGCUCCCCACAGCUCAUCAGAAGUUGUGUCGGCCUGCUGUGGCUGCUGGUGCAGCUGGCAGAGGCUGUGUCCGUUCUGAUGAACUGCACUGACAAUCAGAUCAUGUGCCAUGAGAACCAAAGCGUCCACACCGACAGCAGCCAGAUCCUCGGCCAGAACCAAGAGCAACAAUCUCUUGACUGCUGCCAUUUGCCUCUCAUACUGAAACAGCUGCUGCUUAGUGGGGAUGAGAUGUUGCAGGUGACCAGUUCCAAGUGUAUUGCCGCUGUGCUGGUUCAUUCUCCCAGUCAGUACAGCGCCCCCUUCAUCCAGGCCGACAUACCUGAGUUUCUCUUUGACCGUCUGGCCAGUACUAAUAGUGAGAUGCUGCUGUGGUCAGUCUACAGCUGUUUGGUGUUACUGACCGAGGACCCGCUGUUCUUCUCCCAGUGCCACUCUGUCUAUGGUAUUGAAUCCCUGGUGCGCAGUCUGAAGGAGGCUCAGCGGCUGUCCAACCUGGAGGUGCAGAAACAAGGUCUGCUGCUCCUGACUGAGAUACUGGAGAGGCAGCCGCCGAGUGUGCGUCUGUUCCCCAGUGGUCCAGGGUUCGUGGCGGCUUCAGAGGCCGUGGCAGCCGGAGUCUCCUCCUCCUGCCUGCUGGUGGCCACACAGGGUGUCAGCGCUGCCUCCGCCCUCUUCAGACUGAACCACCAGGCCCGACCAGUACAGUACAGUGAGGUAGGAAGACUGGUGGAGGCCAUCACCGACAGAUUCUGUGAGCUGUCCCCACUUUCCUCUACUCAGCGGAGAAGCUCUGGGAUUGUGAGGAGGUCAAGCCUCAGCAGCCAGGCUUCCAGGUCUGAGGGAUUUCUGCUCCAGGCCCUGGUUUGUUUUCAGGCCGCAUGCAGGUUGGCUGAGGAGUGUGCCUCAGACCCUGUUCUGAAGGAGAACGCCUUCACUGCUCCAUCAAGACAAGGCCCCACUCAGGAUUCACUGGAGUCUCUGUGUCGCUGUCUGCUUCACUGCUGUGACUCCAUCUGGAUUCCCACCGUCACCAGGAUGUACGAGCGCGCACCCAACGCUCAGAUACUGCAGUACUUCUACUCCAUCCUGUCCUCCCAGUUCACCCUCCUCCCGCCCCUCAUGCCUGACUUUGCAAAUAAGCUUGCAUCCUCUGGUUUCUUCAGGCUGGCUCUUGAACACAAAGGCCUGCUCUGUGCGGGAAACAGGAACCCAGAUCUGAAUGCAUCAUGCUGUGGUUUUCUACAGAAACUCAGUAUGUGUCUACUUUCCCAGUCAGACCCUGCUUCUGGCUCUUACCAGUCUGAUGUUGAGGAGGUGGAGAAUCUUCUGCUGUACAACCUUCCCUCUGUGUGUUGGCGUCUGUCAGACUGGCCCUCUCUGCUGUGCGAGGCCCCAGGACUCCAGCUGUCUGAACACAAAGGGCCAAGGGCCACUCAGUACUGUGUGGUGAUCAUGCUGCACCUUGCCUUGCAGCAGGGAGACAGGCUCCUCCCAGACCAGACAGUGUUCUCCAGCGUGUUGUGGCUGUUACACUCGGUGCAGGAGCAGGGCGGCUGCGUCCUGCCUCGCUCGGUGCUCCGCUCUGCCCUCUACCUGCUGGCAGUGACACAGGACAAGAGCCCCAGCCUUGACAGGGCUCCUUUGAACUGCAUCAGCAAGGCGCUGUCGUCGUGCCAAAGCUUCUCAUCCCUCUACAUUCACCAUCCUGCACUCCUCCACUUCAUCUGUCGCUAUCCGGAGCUCGCCGAGAAAUUUGGGGCCUUGGUCCUGGAACUUUGGUUGACCAAGCAAACACAGCAGGCGGAUGCAAGGACGUCCAUGGCAGAUGAAGAAGGUGAUGCAGGAGAAAGGCCGGAACAGAAGCCAGACAUAGAAACCGUGGAGCUUCUGACUCUGAAGUACCCGACUGUCGUACUGACUCUUCUGGACAUGCUGUGCACCAGGGAGCCCCCCCUGGCAGAGCGAGCCCUGGGGGUGCUGCAAGUGCUUUUGGGUGGUCGACGAGACUACGAGGUGGAUCUGUGUGCCAAACCCAGGCUUCUGCAGGCGCUACAGAGGUUCAGUGUGGAGGUUGUGGGUCAUGGGCUCGGGCAGGGACACACCACACAAGCAGUGAACUCGCUCCCUCUGGUGCUGAAGCUGCUUUCUGUGAUGCAGGCCAGUGACUCGUCUUCAUCCUCCUCCUACAGAAAGACGGACGAAUUGCACUUCAAGCUGCUCUACCAUGUCAGUAAUAUCGCAGGGAAGUUGACACCUACCAACGUGGAGAGCCUGCUGCCUGCGUUCAGCUACCUGUAUUGCUGCCUGAGCCUUUGUCCUGCACACUGCGCUGACAGAGCUGUCUCCAUGCUGCUCUCCAACAGUGGACUGAUGGACCAGCUGCAGACAGUCCUCUCCUCCUCCUCUGCUCCAUCCCUCUCUCCAUCAGCCUGUCCUCCUUCAUCCCUGCUGUGCUGCAGCCAGCUCCUCCUGUCCUCCCUCAUUACCUUGCAACAUGUUCACUCAGCUCAGGUCCAUAAGAGCGUCAGCUGGAGUCUGGACGCAGCUGUGGAGCGACUGCUCUUUCGGAAAAGACACACAGACAAUGUCCUGCUGGUCAGCGGCCUGAGGUUGCUGCAGGCUCUACUUGACGUUGACCUGGUAUCAGCAGUCGUAUGUGUGAGCACUGGUUCUGAUUUGGUUGAACCCCCGGGGGUCCAAGACGGAGCUUUGUACCCGCUCAGCUCCAGGGGGGUCCAGUGCCUCUCAACUGCUCUCAGUGGACUUCUUUUGCAGAAGCACGAGCUGUUGCUGAGAGCUUCUGUCAACUGUUUGAGCUCCUUGCUGGGCUUCCUUCAGAGAAAGAGCGAUACGUCAGUGAAACAUGCGGUGUGCCAGCCAUGGACUCGAUUCCUCCUCUACUGCCUGCUCAACUCAGAAGACGGCUGCCUUCUGCACCCUGCCGUUCUCAGACUCAUCACACUCCUCCUGCAGCACAGCAGCACGUCAGUCCUGUGGGAGCCUGACCUGCUUCAGGUGAUGGAGGCGGCGGAGAGGACGGGGGUGAAGGAGCUCAGCCGAGAAGCAGCACAGGCCCUCAGGCUCCUCCUCACACAGGUCCAGAGCAGUGUCCUGCAGCCGCCACCCACAGAGGAGCACAAGCAGAGAGUGAGGAAUAUGAUGGAGGCCCUCAGCGUCCAGACACCAGUCAAGAGCUGCUCUCCCAGUCUGCCCAGCAACGUCCUACACGUUGGAGAUGUGUUCAUUUCUCUGUCUGAUUUUGCACUGACAACCGGCUGAUGUUCCAGGGAACCUAAACAUAGAGUUCAUAAAUGAUGAGUUUGACAUUUCUUUUAAUUGUUAAUUUAUUGUUAUGUUUCUUUGAUCCCUACAGUCCUUGAUGCCUCUCGUGUUUCUCUGUUCUCAUCUUAAAGCAGCACGUUCUUAACUUAAGUGCCACAGUGAAAGAAUUCACAGCCUUGGAUUGUUCUUUGAAAGUACUUUGAAUUUACAGGUUGUUCAUCUCGGAGCUUUUGUGAUUAUAAGGCAACGUAGUACUUAAAGAUUUCUGAUUUAAAACCCAUUUGGGCCAAUCUCAAUGUUAUGAUUCUUCUUCUAUGUUCGACCAUUAAUUUCACCAAACCAGACGAUCUCUACUUUUUCCUUGACCACCUGAAGGACACGAUCUUCAUAAAAAUGUUGCUUAAUUUAGAAUUUUACAGCUGCGUAGUGACACCGGUCAAGGUCAAACCUGCCGUCACUGUAUUAAUGUGUUAUCUGGACGACCGAGUCACGUUCAUGGAU